AUGACAGACGUUAACGCUCAGCUGGCGCAGCCGACAAUUCGGAUCCGGAAACAAUCAAACAGCCUUCGCAACGUCCCCUUGUCUGCAACAUCCACCAUCGAGAUAUCCAGCACCACUAGUCUCGAAAGCAGACCCCAGCUCGAACAGUCCUUGAAUGCGUACCGUGCCCGUGCUGAUGUCGACAAUCGUUCUGACGCCGAUCCCAUGUCGCCCAUAGAGUUGGGUACCUCGAUCCCUCCCGCCGUCAAGGACUCGAUGUUGGACAGACCAGAAGAGGGGAAAGACGAGUUGGAACUAAAGGCUCAGUGGUCAGCACUACUUACUCCUUAA
Messenger RNA from Linnemannia hyalina, 330 nucleotides. NCBI's taxonomy places the organism in Eukaryota, Fungi, Mortierellomycota, Mortierellomycetes, Mortierellales, Mortierellaceae. The record is from the annotation of a GenBank genome assembly.